CAUAUAGUACCUACUUGACCCAAACGAAUAUAGGGGCCACAUGAUGUUCUCUCUAUUACAGGCUAAACCCAGCCCUACACUCAUUUAGCACUAUUAAAUGUCGAUUAAUGAACAGUAUUCCACUGAGACACACGGAGGUAGCAUGAGGCAGAGCAGUAAAGUCCGACAUUGGGAGAGGAGUUGCUGCCCGUAUGGCUAUGUAAGGUACCACCGAGGCACAUAAGGCAGGGACAGGAAGAGGAGGCGCUGCGUGUCACAAGAUCUGUCACUGUUCCAGGAGGAUGUGCAGGAGGAAAUAGAUGGAUUUGGUGUGGAUGACUACAGCUCAGAGUCUGAUGUGAUUAUUAUACCUUCAGCCCUGGACUUUGUCUCGCAAGAUGAAAUGUUGACCCCCAUUGGAAGAUUGGACAAGUACGCAUCAAGCGAAAACAUAUUUAACAGACAAAUGGUUGCCCGAAGUCUGCUGGAUACCUUAAAAGAAGUCAGUGAGGAUGAGAGAGACUGUAUUGCUGUUUUGGAAAGAGUAACAAAGUUGUCUGAGGAUUCAGAGCCCACUGUGCGUGCUGAACUUAUGGAACAAGUGCCUCACCUUGCAAUGUUUUGCCAAGAAAACCGACCUUCUAUUCCACAUGCUUUCUCCAAAUAUCUUCUGCCUAUAGUAGUUAGAUACCUUGCUGACCAGAAUAACCAGGUCCGAAAAACUAGUCAAGCAGCGUUGCUGGUGUUGCUCGAACAGGAGCUUAUAGAGAGGUCUGAUGUUGAGAGUAAAGUGUGCCCUGUUCUAAUAGACCUCACUGCUCCUGAUAGCAAUGAUGAUGUCAAGACAGAAGCUGUGGCAAUUAUGUGUAAAAUGGCAUCAAUGGUGGGAAAAGAUAUCACAGAGAGGCUGAUCCUUCCGCGAUUCUGUGAAAUGUGCUGUGAUUGCCGAAUGUUUCAUGUUCGAAAGGUUUGUGCAGCCAAUUUUGGUGAUAUUUGCAGUGUUGUUGGGCAGGAAGCGACAGAGAAAAUGCUGUUACCGCGGUUUUUUCAGCUGUGUUACGAUAAUGUUUGGGGUGUCCGGAAAGCCUGUGCUGAAUGCUUCAUGGCUGUAUCAUGUGCAACAUCUCAAGAACUCCGUCGCACCAAGUUGUCUGCUCUCUUUAUUAACCUAAUUAGCGACCCUUCCAGAUGGGUCCGCCAAGCUGCCUUUCAAUCCUUAGGACCCUUUAUAUCCACAUUUGCAAACCCAUCCAGUUCUGGACAGUAUUUUAAAGAAGAAGAAUGUACAAACACCAUGAAUGAAAAACCAAGUGAAGUAGAUGAGAGUAAUUCAAAUCAUGUUUUGGAUAUGACCAAUGAGCGUAUUUCUGUGGGUGCUGACAUUAUAACAGAAGACAGUGCUGCAAGCGAUAGCCUUGUUAAUUUUAAUGUGCAGUUAGAAGCAGGCACUGAAGAUGAAUCAGAAGAAGCUUCAAAGGACACUGUUCACCAGCAUGAUAUUCUUUCACUUUGCACUUUGCCUUUGGAGUCUACAGUUGACUCUGAUGAAUCAAAGCAGAACUGUCCUGGCACACAUGCACAUAUAUUGCCAGACUUAGAGACUGCCAACAGCACUAUUAGUGAGCAGGAGUUAUACAACUCAUUCCAUUAUUGGAGGACUCCCAUCCCUGAUAUUGAUAUCGAUCUGGAGUUGCGGCAGGCAGAAAAUGAAAUGUUUGGCUCUGAAAGACAGAGAGAAUCCUCCUUAGGGUCUCCUAAUAUCACAAUGGCUACCAGGAAGGAGCUGGAAGAGAUGUUAGAAAAUUUGGAGCCACAUAUAGAUGAUCCUGAUGUUAAAGCACAAGUUGACGUCCUUACUGCAGCCCUCAAAGCAUCCAGCCUAGGAACUCGGGAGGAAUCUAAACUGUCCUUCUUAAACAUGGAAAUAGGUUAUCACCAUGAUCUGACUGAGCCAGGGAAGAUAAAUUGUAAGAUCUCACGGGAUGACUCUGCUCCUCUUAUAAGUGAUUCUGUUGAGUGCAUACAGUCCACGUUGGGCUACAUCCAUAAUGAUUCUGACUUGAGCACCAGAAGUAUCUUCAGCCACAAUGAGGAGAAAAAGUCCAAAGUACAAGAUGUUGUACCUCAGGCCUUACUGGAUCAGUAUUUAUCCAUGACUGACCCAUCUCGUGCUCAGACUGUUGAUACAGAGAUUGCCAAACAUUGUGCCUAUAGCAUUCCAGGGGUAGCUCUCACAUUAGGCAGGCAAAACUGGCACUGUCUCAGAGACACUUAUGAGACACUGGCGGCUGAUAUGCAGUGGAAAGUGCGGAGGACUCUUGCUUUCUCAAUUCAUGAACUUGCAUUGAUACUUGGUGAUUCCCUGACUGCUGCUGACUUGUUACCCAUCUUCAAUGGAUUUUUGAAAGAUCUGGAUGAAGUUAGAAUAGGCGUCUUAAAGCAUUUAUAUGACUUUCUGAAGCUUCUCCAGCAAGACAAAAGGAGGGAGUAUCUUUAUCAACUGCAAGAGUUCCUGGUCACUGAUAAUGUCAGGAAUUGGCGCUUUAGAGCAGAACUAGCAGAGCAGCUGAUCCUGCUUCUUGAACUGUACAGUGCUAGAGAUAUUUAUGAUUACUUACUGCCAAUUGCUGUGAAUCUGUGUGGAGAUAAAAUCUCUUCUGUUCGUUGGAUUUCCUAUAAGCUAGUGAGUGAAAUGGUGAAGAAAUUGUACCAGGCUUCCAACCCCGUGCUACUUUUAGACCUUUUGAAUAAACUCGUGGAGCAGUUUUGUCAAAGUCCUAAAUGGUCUGGACGGCAAACCUUUGUUUUCAUUUGUCAGGCUCUUAUUGAAGACGACUGCCUUCCAAUGGACCAGUUUGCCAUUCACGUAAUGCCUCACCUGCUGCAUUUAGCUUCAGACAGGGUUCCCAAUGUAAGAGUUCUCCUUGCAAAGACUUUAAAGCAGACCCUUCUGGAAAAAGAGUACUUCCUGACCUCUGCCAACUCUCACCAGGAAGCAGUGGAACAGACCAUUAUGGCUCUCCAGAUGGAUCCUGAUAGUGAUGUCAAAUACUUUGCCAGUAUACACCCCGCUAGCACCAAACAUACCGACGAUGCCCUGAGCACAGCCUCUUCUACGUACUAACCAGCUUCCCUUUCCACGAAAGGCCUUCUGAAAUGUUAAACUCAAGACAGCAUUCUCACUGUCCUUUUUCUUUCUUUCUUUCCCUACUUUAUGCUAGGAGGGAAGAGUUACUCGAGACUCUCAGAGGAUUGUCACCAAAGCCUUAAGUCUUCUGUCUUCCUGAGAUAUCAUGAAACUUGAAUUGGUGGAUGGGGUUCCUUUUAAUUUGCUAGGGAAGGAAGUUAUUUCUUUCAGCCCAGUUUGGUAGAUUUCCUUCUCCUUCCAGUGUUGAAAUGAUAGCUAAAGGCAUAGCAUAUAUAUGAACAUCAUUGACAUUGCUUUGCCGAUUAGCAGGGUGUAUGUUUUGGCACUGGCAGAUGCUAAAGAUGCAAGAAUUGUUGUAUGGCACAUCAUUGCUGAGUAAAUAAGCCUCAAACUGCAGUGACUCUCCCUGUAAUCUUCCUCCAAACCAUUGUAAUGAAUUUUCCAGUAUUGGGUGCAAUGGGGGUUUUAUUCAGAGGUGGUAUUCCCCUAGGUUUCUUAAUGUGUGAAUAUAUAUAUAUAUUUUUUUUUUUUUUUUUUUGGGAUGUGUGUAAACAGACAUGAGAGAAGAGGGGAUUGUUAUUUUCCUUAAGGGCUCAGUGCUAACACUACAUUAGGAACUGAUUUUAAUUCAUUAAUGCAGCAUAUUGCUGUACUUAUUGGCAGGCAACGUUGCUGUGAAGCGCCUCUGCUCUAAUUUGUUUUCAUGCUGGUCAUGACCUCAAGGAAAUCUAUUAGUUCAAGUGCUUCAAGUCAGGUUUUUUUAACUUGAUUGCGUUUUCGGCUGUACGGGCCAUCACUUCCAGUCUUCAUGUACAUAUCUGCCUGUGCUCCCCGGAGUGCUGCAGUCUUUAAUCAUGUUGUAAUACAAGUAUAUUUGCUUGUCUGAAUAAAAUUUAAUAAGUUUCAAUACA
This is a messenger RNA of Xenopus tropicalis (tropical clawed frog), 4038 nucleotides long. It is a transcript of the gene ppp4r1, whose product is annotated as protein phosphatase 4 regulatory subunit 1. The record is from RefSeq and is a predicted model, not a curated record. NCBI's taxonomy places the organism in Eukaryota, Metazoa, Chordata, Amphibia, Anura, Pipidae. The transcript has 20 exons. Bases 383 to 3103 code for a protein of 906 amino acids.